AUGGCAUCAAAAACUACGGCCACAUCUGCCAGCAGUUCUCCUGACAGCCCCGCCAAGGCGCGUGUGGCUAUUGAGGAGGAUGACAUCCGCAACGUUGUGGAGGGGGCAGCACACCGGCAGCUGUCGGAGGAGAGCUCGAGCUCAUUUUUGAGAAGCAACAAGAGGCACAAGAUCGCGGACGUGGUGUUGGCGGUCUCAGCGUACACCUUCAGUGGGCUCUUGCAUGUCCACGGUCAGAGUACGGCGCUCACAAGCCUGUCAAUGUGGGCGGCGGGUACUACCUACCUACUUAACAUGCAGGUGCGUAAGGUCUUUGACUUGGAGGAUGCGACGAGGCGGCGCGAGGUAGCAACAGAGAUGAACCUCCAGGAGAAGAACGUGUUUCAGCUUGAAAUGGUGGCUUCGUGGGUAUGGAUGCUCUCUUCAAUGCAGCAGUUCAAGCUGUACAAGCGCAUGAAGUACUGUGGCUAUAGCAGCUGGACGGGGCUGGGCUGCUGCAUGUACUUCACUCUGCGGCACAUGUACAGUGUGCUGCUGCUUGGCUAA
This is a messenger RNA of Trypanosoma grayi, 546 nucleotides long. RefSeq lists its product as hypothetical. Lineage: Eukaryota; Euglenozoa; Kinetoplastea; Trypanosomatida; Trypanosomatidae. The record is from RefSeq and is a predicted model, not a curated record. Bases 1 to 546 code for a protein of 181 amino acids. The transcript has a single exon.